Oppiella nova is the source of this 591-nucleotide messenger RNA. Lineage: Eukaryota; Metazoa; Arthropoda; Arachnida; Sarcoptiformes; Oppiidae. The record is from the annotation of a GenBank genome assembly.
CCUGAGUUAGAGGCCAGUGGUUGGGGACCCGACAAACUCAAGCUCAUGGUAUUGGACCACAACCUGGAUCUGGUGAAGGAGUGGGUGCGCGUCAUAUUUGCCGACAAAACUGCCGCUAAAUACGCCGCCGGAACGGCUACCCAUUGGUACUCACCCGGAACACCCCAUACUGUGCUUGAUGAGGCUUAUCAGGGUCACCCUGAUAAGUUUUUCUUGGCUACUGAGGCGUGUCAGGUGGGUGGUGUCAAAAUUGGGGACUGGCAUUUGGCUGAACGUUAUGCUAAUGAUAUUAUCCAGCACCUACUUCACCACACCAUGGGUUGGGUGGACUGGAACAUGGCGCUGGACACCCAGGGAGGUCCCAACUGGACCAACAACUUUGUCGACUCACCCAUCCUCAUAAACGCCGGCGCCGGCGAGUACUAUAGGCAGCCCUCGUACUACGCGUUGGCCCACUUCAGCAAAUUUUUGCCGCCCGGUUCCGUACGGGUGGACACGACCUCUACCGGCAGUAAAGCCAGUGUCGCCGCCUUUCGACGACCGGACAACUCGGUUGCUGUGAUUGUCGUGAAUAACGAUAACACGGAUAUA